Messenger RNA from Castor canadensis (American beaver), 1945 nucleotides. RefSeq names its product glycosylated lysosomal membrane protein (gene Glmp). NCBI's taxonomy places the organism in Eukaryota, Metazoa, Chordata, Mammalia, Rodentia, Castoridae. The record is from RefSeq and is a predicted model, not a curated record. Gene Ontology annotation, cellular component: lysosome.
CGCCAGCUCAACUUACUGCUCCAUGUGUGACUGUGGGGAGUCCCACUGGGGUUGGGGGCAGUAUGCCCGCGGCCCCAUGCUCCUUUUGAGUCAACUUUUGUUUGCAGCCCCUUUCGGCCUGCUGGGAGAGGAGACCCGCCAGGUAUCUUUGGAGGUUAUCCACAGCUUGCCAGGCUUCCCCCAGAACUUGCUUCAUAUCCGGGCAGUGGGUACCAACUCCACGUUACACUAUGUGUGGAGCAGCCUGGGGCCUCCAGCAGUGGUGCUAGUGGCCACCAACACCCCCCACAGUGUCCUGAGUGUCAACUGGAGCUGCCUGCUAUCCCCUGAGCCUGAUGGGGGCCUACUGGUGCUCCCCAAGGACAGCAUCCAGUUUUCUUCUGCCCUUGUCUUCACCAGGUUGCUUGAGUUUGACAGCACCAACAUGUCUGAGGUGGCAGCAGACCUCCCAGGAAUACCAUAUCCUCCAUACUCCUUGGCCAAGUUCUUCUGGAACAACAUCACUGAUUCAUUGGAUCCUGCCACCCUGAGCACAACGUUUCGAGGCCACCCUGUGCACGACCCUAACAAGGCUUUUGCAAAUGGCAGCCUAGCCUUCAAGGUCCAGGCCUUUUCCAGAUCUGGCCGACCUGCCCAGUCGCCUCGCCUCCUGCAUACAGCAGAUACCUGCCAGCUAGAAGUGACCCUGGUUGGGGCCUCUCCCCGAGGAAACCACUCUCUGUUUGGGCUGGAGGUAGCCACUUUGGGGCAGGGCCCUGACUGCCCCUCAAUGCGGAAGCAGCAUUCCAUCGAUGAUGAAUAUGCACCUGCUGUCUUCCAGUUGGACCAGUUGCUCUGGGGCUCCCUCCCUUCUGGCUUCGUGCAGUGGCGACCAGUAGCUUUCUCCAAGAAGCAGGGAGGCCGAGAAUCAGCCCUGCCUUGCCAUGCUUCCCCUCUUCACCCCACCUUGGCAUACUCUCUCCCCAAGUCACCCAUUGUCCAAGCUUUCUUUGGGUCUCAGAGUAACUUCUGUGCUUUCAACCUGACAUUUGGGGCUUCCACAGGCCCUGGCUACUGGGACCAACACUACCUCAGCUGGUCGAUGCUUCUGGGUGUUGGCCCCCCUCCAGUGGAUUCCUUGUCUCCACUAGUCCUGGGAAUCAUGGCAGUAGCCCUGGGUGCUCCAGGGCUCGUGUUGCUGGGGGGAGGCCUGGUUCUGCUACUGCGGCACAAGCAGUACUCAGACUACCAGUCUAUAAACUGAAACCCACUCUCUAGAAGGAAGGACAUUAUGGGACCUGCCUUGCUGUGCAUCAACCUCCUGGAGGUUGGAGGCUCAGUAUUCCAGCUGUCUCCUCUCUUCUUCCAUUUGGCUUUCCACAGAACCUCAGACAUCAGCUCCUGGUAGGGCUUCCUUCAUAGCUUGAGGAGGAGCCAGGGCCAAGGUUAUUACCAAAAGCAAGGUCCCCUUAGUGUUGCCUCCUUGUGUCAUUCUCCUCACCCCGUUUCCCUUGAAUGAGACUUGAAGGUCUCAGUGAGAGACUGGGUGGCUGCCCUAGAAGGCAUGAAAUAGAUUUUUUUUUCCCCCAUAAGUUUCCAGUCUCUUAACAUGUGAGUGCUGCUGGGCUGGGCUGGACUGGCUGGAAGGAAUGCGAGAGCUAAGAGAUAGGCUUGGAAGGCAAGUUUCUGUCCUUACCAGGCCUAGUUUUCUCUUCCCAUGGAACAAGGUUCCACCCCCAACAUGGGAGGUUUCUGGGGUAGUCGGAAUCAAACAAGGAAGGACAAGAGACUGAGCUAGUAGGGUACAAACAAAAAGAGCCAACAAAGACUGGUAGUAAUUUAUUGUUUUACACAUAUACACAUGUACACCCAAACACACUGGGUUAACAUCAGCCACUGUACCUUCUGACAAAUCCCCAGCCACCAUAUGUGUGGUUAUACACACACACACACACACACACACACA